AUGCGUGCCUUUAUUGUUUUGUGUUUGGUGGCUGUUGCCUGUGCCGAUAAGUUGGGAUACAACUAUCAACCCGUUGGUCACUCAUCGUCUGGUUUAUCAUUCACUCCCGGUACUGGUGUUGGCUCUGCCAGUAAUGUAGUUUCCAGCUAUACCGGUGGUGUUGGUUCUUAUAAUGGUCAACAAGGCUCCAUUGCUCCCAGCUAUAAUGGUGGUGUCGCUUCUUAUGAAGGUCAAGGUUCCAGCGGCGUACCAUCCGUUGCCCCACAAGCUGAACUUGAAAAGGAAUUCUAUACCUUCUCUGCCAAUGAUGCUGAUUUCAAUGAUCCCGCCAGCUCCAACCAAUACGACAGUGCUGUGAAGAGAGGUAUCCGUGUUAUCUUCAUCAAGGGCCCCGAAAACAAUGGUUUGGAAGAUGCCGCCGUGGCUUUGGCCAAAAAUGCUGCCCAACAAGAAACCGCCAUCUAUGUGCUCAACAAACAAGCCGACCUUUCCAAUUUGGCCAACAAACUUAACACCAUCAACACCGGCAACAACAACAAACCCGAAGUUCACUUUGUCAAAUACCGUACUCCUGAAGAUGCUGCCAAUGCUCAACGUGCUAUCCAAGGACAAUACGAUUCGUUGGGUGGUCCAUCUCAUAACUUCAAUGGUGGUGUUGCUCCAGUCAUUAACUUUGCUUCCCAAGCCCCAGUAGCUGAUGCGCCAGCUGCUUCUGCCCCUGGCGCCACCUACUUGCCCGCUUCAGUAUUGAAACGCAGAUUGUAA
Messenger RNA from Musca vetustissima, 765 nucleotides. RefSeq lists its product as uncharacterized. The record is from RefSeq and is a predicted model, not a curated record. The transcript has a single exon. NCBI's taxonomy places the organism in Eukaryota, Metazoa, Arthropoda, Insecta, Diptera, Muscidae. The coding region runs from base 1 to 765 and encodes 254 amino acids.